Molecule: messenger RNA, 8366 nt
Organism: Falco peregrinus (peregrine falcon)
Lineage: Eukaryota; Metazoa; Chordata; Aves; Falconiformes; Falconidae
Gene: KNL1
Product: kinetochore scaffold 1
Exons: 26
Coding region: 175-7302 (2375 amino acids)
Biological process (GO): cell division; protein localization to kinetochore; attachment of spindle microtubules to kinetochore
Cellular component (GO): nucleus
Source: RefSeq, a predicted model, not a curated record
CGGCGCAGGGCGCAGGCGCGCCGGCAGGCGGUUAGAUUUGAAUAGCGAAGCGGCGACGGCCUAGCCCGAUGAGAGGGGGGGGCGUGGGGAACAUCGGCCGAGCGCAGGGUGGAAGGCCCUACCGGCAGCGGGCGUGAGGCCUGCGACCGCAGCAGAAAAGCACAUCCUUCAGAAAUGGACCAGAUUUGUGUAGACUCUAACAUGGAAAAUGAUAAUACAGAGCACAUCAGAAGGAAGCGACUGUCCUCUAUUUUAAAGGCUCCACGAAAUCCUCUUGAUGAUCUGGGAAGUGAGAAUGAAUUGACACAGGAUAUCACUAUAGAAAAACGUAGGAAAAACUCUCGACGUGUCAGCUUUGCGAACACCAUAAACUGCAGAGUCUUCCAGCGAGAUCUUAAGAAUAAUGGGGCAGAGGGAGAAAAUACAGAGUGUGCAGCAGAUACAAGGAAUCAUGUCUUUACUCAAAAUGAAGAGCCUGAAGCUGUUCCAUGUGAAAUCACUGGGAUGAACAGUUUGCUUCACGCCCCCAUCCAGGCAUCGGUGCAGCAGACUGAGUGGCAUGAUGCAGACAAUGCCAUUCAAAGGACAAAUAAGCAUGACACCACCCUCAUCUUCUCAGAUGAAAAUGAAAUGGAUAUGACAGCUAGUCACACUGCAGUGAUUACACGUAAUCUGAAAAACAAUCAAGCUGAGAAAACUGAGAAAAUAGAUAUUGUGUCAUUUCUGGCUGGGUUAAACUCUAACAAUGGAAAGGCAGAAAUGAGCAAAGAAUUUCGUUUUUUCUCAGAGCCUACAUACCAUUCGUGCCCAUCUUUUGAAGACAAGAACGAUGCUAAUACGGAAAAAAAAAUAGAUUUCAAUAAAUUUUUGAUGGGCUUGAAGUUAAAUGAAAAGACACUCAAUCCUAUUGAAAAAGAGAAUGGUUUUUUUGACCCUUCACAGAUCUCAGAUGACGUGGCACGAUCUUCCGUGAAAUUUGUAUAUUCCCAUGAGCCACUGGACACCUGCAAUGUAACAAAAGUCUUUAGAGGGCAAGAUGAUGGAAUGGAAGUGACAAAAUGCCAGGAAGCUGACAUUAAAGCUAUGUUUUCUGGUGUUUAUGAAGCUCCACCAAGGCAGUUACAGUGUGCAGAUGUUACUGAGAUGUUUGCAGAUGAUGGGAUGGAUAUGACAACUAUUCAUACUGCAAAAAUGUCUUUUCCCUUCCCCAGCCUAACCUUCAAAAAGGAUUUCCCUUCCACAGAGUUAGAUAAUUCUAUAUUAAAGAGAGCAUCUAAUCAGCAUUUAAUUGUUCAGCAGGAUUCUCAACUUUGUACAGACAGAAAAAUAGUAAAUGUUGAAGACAGACGAGAUCCUACAGCACUGCAAACUGUUAAACAAGAGGCCAGAACAAUGUCUGCCAUCCCAGGAUCCAUUUCUUCAGAGACUGUCUUCAGAAGUGGUAAAACUGUUGAUUUUUCUAAAUGUGAUGACAUGGAAAUUACUGGGAAUUAUAAGGAUGUAAUCUGUAUUGACAGUACCAAAGAAGUGAACAGUUCACACCAUAAAACUUUUGAAAUGCCAGUUAAUACAAACUCUUUGCUAGCAGAAAACAGACAUCCAGCACAUGGUGAUGGGGACGUUACAAAGAGUCUAACAUCUUUGGAUAAUCGAAGUUCUGUGUCGUAUAAAAAUAGUGCACUUGAAAUAUCUUUGGGCUCAGAUGAACGAAUUGAAAAAGUGACCCAGGAUCAUGGGACUGCUUCGGUGAAUGCUGGUUUUGAGUCACACACAAACUCAGUGUCUGCUGGUGUUUCUAAGAGUAGACUUCAGCACAGUCUGGCAAACUCUCAACCUGUUUCUCUGCCAGGUGAGAAGACUGUAAUAUUCUCGGGAGAAGACAUGGACUUGACUAAAACCUGUGUUGUCAAGGUUGAUGGGAAGAAUGAUGAGAAUGAAUCUCCUGCUGGAGUGCUCAUCUCUGUCACCUGCAAGCCUCACUUUCUUGAUAACAGAUCUACAUCUACCAAUUUAAAUCAACAGGAAGAAAUGGAAAUAACUAAAUGCCAUGCUGUUGUCGUUGAUGAUCAAAGCAACAGGAUAACUGCAGAAGCAAAACAAAUGCCUUGUAAAAUAAUUCCAGGGAAGAACCAGAACAAAAAUGUCAAUGGAAGUGCAAAUUCUUUAGAUAUGGACAAGGAAAAUAUUGAGGUGAUAAUUAUCAAUGGGAAUAUUAAAAGAAGCCAGGCUAUAGAAAUGAAUACUAAAGAUCUUGAGAUGAUAAUGGUUGAUAAAAACCUUGGGAAAACAAACUUUCAGGCGAGUGGUCCAAGUUCCUGUUCAAAGAGCAUGUGUUCAUUACCAGAGCAAAAUAGAGAGGUCCCUGAGAAUAUUGUCAGCAACACUGGUGCAUUCAGGUCUUUGCAAAGUCAAAAAGUUGUUAUAUCUCAACCUUUGGAAAAAAAGCUUCCAAAUGCUUCCAUUUCCUGCAUGAAUGACAAGAUGAGCAUGUUUUCAGAUGAUCAAAACAUGGAUAUAACCAAAACUCAUACCGCUGCCUUUGACAUUGCCUUUAUUAAUACAGCACAAAAAUAUGAGAAUAAUCAUAGUCAAAAUAAUGUAAUAUCCAAGCAGCUGCAAAAUCAGACCUUCCAGUUUCCUGGUAGUCAGACUGCAGCAAUAGAAUGCAGGGAUUUGAAAAUGAAUGCAGAUAAGCAAACUGUUACUCCUUUGGCUCCAAAUGGUUUGUUUAUUGCCAGUAAUGAGUCCGCUCCCUCUGGAAUGAAAGGAAAUGAACAACCUGGAACAGUAUUAGGAAUAAAUGCAGAUUGCCAAAACUCAGACAGGCAAGAGAAACCCCAUACUAUGAAGGUGGUAAACAAAGUAUUGCCAACUCGAGUAGAUUCGGAGAGACAUUUUUCAAUUGCUAGAACAGUUUCUUCAGGAGAUUUAAAAAAUCCUCACUCAGUUGAUGGCCAGCACUUGAGGACUGCUGAAGAGCCCUUACUAGCUGAUAUGUCUGAACCACAUAAGGGAAGUUCCCAGUUGCCUUUGUUUUCAGAAAAGUCAGUUGUGUUUCCCUCUGGUGAAAACAUGGACUUGACUGGAAACUGCGCGGUAAUGGUUCCUGACGGCAGCAUCAGUGCUGUUUUAUCAGAAAGAAAAACAGAACCUGGGUACCUUGGUCAAGACAAAAAUAAAAUAAUGUCCUUAAAAGAGGGGGUCAUGAUGGCAAUAAAUAGCCAGGAGGCAUCUGCGUGUGAUGUCAGACACCAAGAAGCACACAAGAAAAUAUUAGCUGUGAGUGGGUUAAAACAUUUGCCUUUUGCAGAUGAGAAAACGGUAAUAUUUUCAGAAGAUGCAGAUAUGGACAUCACCAGAAGUCAUACAGUUCCAGCAAUGAACAAAAUAAUUUCACAGCUUAAAAGUUCAAAUGAUGACACAACCUUUAUUUCUGGAGAUAAAACUCAGGUUUUUGCCUGCAACAAUGACAUGGAAAUAAGUAGACUCAAUACUGUUGCAAGUGAUAAAUCUGUGGAAAAGGCUGCCUCUCAAGGCAUGCUUAAGACAGCUAAAAGGACUGGAAGGAAAAACUUGAAGGGAACAGGGGAAAAGACCAUUUUAUUUUCAUUGAGCGAUGAGAAUAAUGACAUGGAGAUCACAGAGAGCCAUACAGCUGCAAUAGGCCAUGAAAUUGUCUUGCAAAAUGAGCAAGGGCUUCAUUCUCUCUCUUCAGCUGAUCCUGUUAAGACUGUUAUGUUCGCAGAUAGCCAGGCUGACAUGGACAUUACCAACUCUUGCUCUGCUGAUAAAAUUACUGUGAAAGUUGUAUGUGAUGAUAAACUGAACUUAGAUGAGGAGGUUGGACAGCAAGCACUUGCAAAUAGUGAAGCUACUAGGCUUGCUGUGGAUGAUAUGGAAAUCACUAAACCCCAUGAUGUAGCUUUGGAAGAAAAUUUUCUGCAAGGUAGGCAACCCAAUCAGCCUGUUCCUUCAACUUCCACAAUUAUGUUCAUGAGUUACCAGGCUGACAUGGAAAUGACUGAGUCUCACUCUGGUGAUGAAAGUAGAUUAAAGUUAGCUAAACAAGUUGGACAGGAGGCUCUUUCAGACAAAAAACCAGUCAUUUUUACUUUGUCUGACGAUAUGGAGAUCACUAAAACUCAUACGGCUGUAUUAAGUGGUAAAAUCGAUGUACAGGACAGAGAGGCCGUUCCAGCCAUUUCUGCAGUUCAUGCUGAUAAAACCAUUGUGUUUACCCACAACCAAGAUGAUAUGGAAAUAACUGCAUCCCAUACUAUUGCUGUUAAUAACAAUAUUAAUGGAUUUGAGAACCAAGAAUUGUCACUCAAAAGCACUCAACAACCGGACUUGCAGAGUGCAUUGUCACCUGGCAGAGAUGAAAUAGAUUCCUCAGAAACAAAAGACCUGAAUGGUAAAUAUCUUGCAAAAUCUAAGGAUAAGCCCAGCAUUCCCUCUAAUGUUUCAUCAGCCUCAGCAUUUCCUAAUGAGAAAGGAGCUAUGCAAGUCCCCGGUGGCACAGCACCAGGUUCCGUUUAUUCUGUCUGUCUUCCAGAAGAGACUAUGGAUGUGCAGGUACCACAGAAUCUUGUCCUUUCCACAGGUAAUUCUGUCCCUGUAAGCACUGAGCAGGAUCUCCUACUGCCAGAAAACCUGAAAGCAAAGAGAGCUACUUUCAAGCUUCCAGGUAACGGUCCUGUAGAUUGCAGUGAAGAAAGUAGUGUUUUGGUAUCCCAUGUUUCACUUCCCAUCCAGCAAUCGGGUUCUUUCAAGGGUUCUCCAGAUGAGUGUAGUACUCGGGGAGACCAAGUAUUGAAAGUUGUUUCAUCUAGACAUGAAGAUUUAGCUACAGAUUUAGGUUUGGCUGAAGCAAGCCUUGUUACAGUUUCUAACAAGAAAUCAAAGGAAAAUGAGGGGCUGUCAGCUGAAGGGGAGACACCUCCAAAAGACUUUCAUGUAAACUCUGAACAAACUAAGCAACUUCUGGUCAGUGGCAGUCCAAGAGAUCAAACGGAUCCAACUCUUGCACCUGAAUUAUCAGGUAUUUUAAAUGUUUGUUCAAAACUGAAAAAUAUUAGAAAGAAAUCUGCAGUUCUCUCUGUUUCUGAAGCUGCUUUUUCUGACCAGUUGCCCAAAUCAUCAGCUCAGCCAGAGGAUACCUUGAGGUCAGAUAAAAAUACUGUAAAUGAACCAGAUAAUGUAUUUUAUACCAAAGGGCAGGAGAACACAUGUCUUGAAUCUGGAGCUGCUCCCAUAGAUGCACAUUCAGGCAUGGCACUUAAGGAUAAAUACCAAGGAAUAAAUGUCCCUCUAGGUAUCUUCCAGCCAAAAUUACCAAACAGAAGAAAUCCUUCUGUUUCUAGUGUACAAGACAUAAGUGCAAAAUCUUCAGGCAGAGGAGAAGCAUCAGUUUCAGAAGUAAAUGUAAAUGCUCGUGAAACCCCACAUAACAAGUCUACUAGGCAGAACUUCAGCCCUUCUCAGUUUAUAGCAGAAGAAUUUCUUCCUGUCUGCCUAGAAGAAAUGGAUUCAAAUGAAUCUGUAAGCUCUGAACUCAUGGAAAAUGCAUGCAAUGAGAUAAACAAAAACCAAAUCUCCCACAAUGAAAAGAAUCCAUCUGAGGAGACAAAACCUUGCAACACAAAAAGAGCUUUGGAACAAGAUGAGGAAGAUCUUCAAAGUCUGAAGAAGACCAAGAGUGAUGAAAACCUGGAUGGUGAGGUCUCUCGAGGCUUGCAGGUUACUUUUGGUGCUGUGUCUCAAAGCCAAGGAGAAGCUCAUAAAGGUGAAGAACCUCCAAAUCUGUCGGCUAAAAGCCACGACUGUACUCAUGCCAGCACUAGCAGCUCUCUGGAUUCUGUUAAGGCUGACAGAGAAUUAACAAUUCAGCGAAGCAGUCAGAUGGAGUCUCAGCUUCUCAUACAUAGCAUUUGUGAAGAUAACUUACAGGAGAAAUUUCAAAAUGGUCUUAUCACAGUUGGGGAGUUUUUUACACUUCUUCAACUCCAUAUUCCUAUUCAGAAGCCCCGGCAUAGCCAUCUUCCAGCCAACUGUGCAGUCAGUGCACCACCUACUCCAGAAGACCUCAUUUAUGGCCAGUAUAUUUAUCGCCCCAAGCUGCGUAUUUAUGAAGAAGACUGCCAGGCCCUUUCUCAGAUGAUAGAUGAGUUAAAACUGUAUGCAAAUGUCCAGGAUCAACUCCUGGUGAAUGUGAAUAAGAGCUUGUGGGAAGUAAUGAGAACCUGCUCUGAUGAAGAGCUGAAGAGCUUUGGAGCAGAAUUGAACAAAAUGAAAACCUGUUUCACCAAGGAGAAUAAAAUCUUGGCUCACAAUGAGAAAGUGACAUUGUACAGGAAAUUGCUGCAAAGUGCACAGGAACAACAUGGAAAGCUACAGUCAAGAAUAGAAAAGAUGGAUGAAUUGUUUGAGGAGGCAGAGAACUGUCUUGUUGCUCUGGAAGCAGAUUCUGACUGGGAUGAAUGGGAAGCGAACUGCAAUGAUGAAAAGGCAGAAGGAAAAAACCUAGGGAAAGAAUUGGAAAGCCUCAAAGCCCAAGAAGAGGAACUUCAAAGUGAACUGUCAGAUCUGGAGACUCAGAAUGAGCAAAUGCUUGCUCAGAUGAACCAGCUAAAGGCAAAAGAAAAAAGCUGCCAGGAACUCCUGGAGAGAGAUGACUCCACUGAGUGGGAGAUUACUGAAUGGAGCGAACAGCAGGCAGUCUUUAAUUUUCUUUAUGAUUCUAUUGAACUCACAGUUGUGUUUGGACCCCCUAUAGAUGGUGAUGUUUUCGGUGAAGAUCCUUCCAGAAAGAUAGUUAGCCUGAACUUUGAAUCUUUCUUGGAUGAGGAAAAAGCUCCACCCUCCUCAUGCUUAGUCCAACGACUCAUCUUCCAGUUUAUUGAAAGUCAGGGAUGCUGGCAGGAAAAGUGUCCCACACUGUACCACUUGCCCCAGGUUCUUCAUGACAUCUCUUUGGUGGUGAGUCGUUGCAAGGUCUUAGGAGAGGAGAUUGAAUUUCUGGAGAGAUGGGGUGGAAAAUUUAAUCUUCUGAAGACUGAUAUCAACGAUACAAAUGUGAAGCUUUUGUUCUCCGCUUCCACAGCUUUUGCAAAGUUUGAGUUGACCCUGUCUCUAGCUGCCGACUACCCAUCUGCCUCACUGCCUUUUACUGUCCAAAAACAAAUUGGCAAUGUUGGGGAGGAGGAAAUUUCUGCUGUUCUCUCCGGUAUACCGACUGGUUACCACUAUCUGCGGAGAACGGUCAGCUUGAUUCAUCAAAAUUUGCUCCAGGAUCCCAGAUGAUUCACUAGAUCCACAUGCAAGACUGAAGAAGUCAGAGAGGAUAUUCUUUGAUUUUAGCCUUGUAAGAAUUCAAGCUGUCUCUCACUGGAAUGGGAGUGCUGUUAGCUACUUAGCUCUUUAGUAUUUGUGUCUAAUAACUGGUUGAUAUCCAGGAUGCUUGAUGUAGACCGCAAGUUUUAUAGAAGCAGAGGUCUCUAAAGAGGAGAAGGAGGAAUUUCUUAUGUCUUUUAUAAAUCAGAUCUGGUUUUGUCUUCUUUCAGCCACCAGUGGUCUUGACCUCCUUGUAUAUUCUUUCCUAGUGUAGCACUUUCAUUUUAUUCUGGGUUGAUUUACAGAGAUCUUGUAUAAAACAAUGAUGGGUAUUUUCUAAAUCAACAUGACUGGAAUUUACUUUCACUGUCAUAUUACUGCACUACUGUGUAGCAUUUUAACAUACCACAUCACGUUUCAUUUUUUUUUUUAUAGUUUCCUGGAACCCCUCCCAAAAUGCAGAAACUAUAGUCCGGCUUCUGAUUAACUAAACUUGUCAUAAUUAACCAGGUGGCCAAAGUCAGAAAUACUUCUAUCAUAAAGACUAAAGACUGCUGUGCUUGACCACAGACUUUGCAGUGCAGCACACUCAAAGCCAUCAGGUCCCAUCUAUGUGAUCCUCUCAGACUAGAAGUUUGUUCUGAUGUUCAGUGUUUUUGUCCAGUACGGUCUAUCUCUUGGUUCUGGUACAUGGCCAGAGUUAAAGUUUUAGUGAGGAGAUGGAUCUAUUUAAAUCUAGGAGGUAUCAAACAUCAUUGGCUCAGGCCAGGUUGCUUUUGUAUAUAGUUUUAAUAUUAUGUAGGUUGACCUGUUGGAACUGAUCUAACCCUGGUUGAGUUUAUCGUGUAGAAGUACCUGCUAUUUCUCAGCUGUCCAUUCUGUAGGCAGAUGCAAAUUUUUAUAUCUGUAAAAUAUGUUGAAUAUAAAAAUAUUUUCAUGUGUUUAAGUGUUUAUAUCUUUUUGUCUUUUUACCAAUUUUCCUUCUAUUUAGAAGAUGGAAGUUCAUUAAACGUCUGAAUUAUUGCUCUUCCUUC